Molecule: messenger RNA, 2244 nt
Organism: Lasiosphaeria miniovina
Lineage: Eukaryota; Fungi; Ascomycota; Sordariomycetes; Sordariales; Lasiosphaeriaceae
Product: CASP C terminal-domain-containing protein
Exons: 3
Coding region: 1-2244 (747 amino acids)
Biological process (GO): intra-Golgi vesicle-mediated transport
Cellular component (GO): Golgi membrane
Source: RefSeq, a predicted model, not a curated record
AUGGCCGACGGCAGCGCCCCUGACACCCCAACAACGGGAGCGAGCAUCCACUUACCGGCGCCCACAACUGGCCACGAUGUGGCCAACAAGUUCCAGAGCGCUAUCUCACAAUGGAGAAGCCUCGACUUCACAUCCUUGGUCUCAAAUUUGGACAACACGGCGUCCGAGAUCGUAACAUUUCAACGCGAUUCGACGGUCCAGAGGAAGGAUCUUGCGCAGAAAACCAAGGACUUUAGGAAGUUGGACGAUGGAAGCAAGCUGUCGGAAAUCAAGGGCCUACUAAAAGCUUACCAGACCUUCAUCGACCUCCUGGCUAACCACUCAAAAUCCAUAAACUCGGCCUUUCUUCACGCCUACACAUCGCUUUCCGAAGCCCCAGAUCCCUACCCUCUUCUCGAGGCUUCGGUUGACUCAAUGCUCGUGUCCGAGGACACACUACCAAAGCUCAGCCAGGAGAAUCAGCAUUUACAGGAAACAGUUGCCGGGCUAACAUCCCAACUUGAGGACACGGAGUCCAAAUUACAGACAGAGCGCGACGCAAGGAAGCAGUUACAGGAAAACCUCGAGGGAAAAGUAAAGGAGGUUGAGGUCUCGUGGACCAGUGUCCUCGAUGAAAAGCAGGACAACUGGGCGGCCAAAGAGAAAGCCCUAGAGGACAAACUAGAAAACCAAGAACGCCUACUCAACGAGAUCAAGGCCAGCUAUGAGGUCAACCAACGGCUAGGCAAAUCCGAAGAUGCCGAGGACAGCCAGCGGGGGCAUUUCACUAGUGCCGAGCUGGAAAUGGUCCACUCGGACCUAGAGCGUACCAGUGCACGACUUGCGGAGGUAGAGGCCCGGAACGAGCAGCUACGCUUGGAUCUAGCGCAGGCCAAGUCGCAGGUGCCUGCACAGCCUGCGCUCGUCUUGGAAGACGAUCCUGGUUAUACGAGGAUGAGGUCUGAGAACUCCUCGCUUAUCCGGAAACUGGACGUUUCGAGGGUUGAGAAGGAAGGGCUAAAGAGGGAUCUUGAUACGAGGCUCCGCAGUCUAGAGAGAGAGGUCGGACUGCUUAAAGAAGAACGAGACACUCUCAAGGGGAAAGUACAGAGGUGGAGCGACUACGACGACGUCAAGCAGGAGCUCGAGGUGCUCAAGAGCAUCGAAUUCUCGACCGGAGAUGACGACGACGGGAGGGAUCCUGCCGAUGAUCAGAACGCAACAGUCGUUAACGGCAAGGGAGACACGCUGGAGCAGCUUCUCCUAGCACGCAACAAGAAGUUGGGCGACGAGCUCACAAUUUUGCGUGUGUCGCAUCAGGAUCUCCAGAACAGACUGCAAAACAUGCAAGAAGAUCUCUCGAGGACGAAUGCUGAGCUUGAAAAGUCUCAGAACCUCAAUGAGAAGCUUGAGGACGAGCUUGCGACAAUCCAAGCCGAGGCGCCCAAUGCCUUUCCGUCAGGCGCCUCCGUGGCCGGCACGUACGUGAGUCGGUACGCCCCAUCGGUGGCGCCAACACGUAAAGGGAGGACGUCACCCACCUCGUCAAUCAUAAGCGGCUUCAGCCCGCGCGACUCUAGCAGCGAACUGAUGGGCGGCGGGUCUGGUAUCCUUCCCAUGAUCACAGCACAGCGCGACCGAUUCAAGAAGAGGAACGCGCAGCUCGAGCAGGAGCUGUCCGAGUGCAACAAAAACAUGUCACAGUUGCGGCAGGAGAUUGCCGCGCUCCAAAAGGACAAUCUGAAUCUCUACGAGAAGACACGUUACGUGUCCACGUACAACCGCGCGGCGCCUAGCUCGUCGUCGUCGUCAUCCGCAUACGCCUCCAACCCUAACCCCUCGACUGUCUCGGUAGGCGGGGGCAGUAGUGGCAACCCGGGCAUCGUGCUAGACCGGUACCGCAAGGCCUAUGAGUCCAAUAUCUCGCCCUUUGCGGCGUUCCGGGGUCGCGAGUCGGCACGUGCUUACAAACGCAUGAGCCUGCCGGAGCGCAUAGUAUACUCGGUCACGCGUAUGGUGCUGGCCAGCCGCACCAGCAGGAAUCUCUUCGCUAUCUACUGCGUUGCGUUGCACCUCCUCGUGUUCUUCUCUCUUUAUUGGCUUGGCACCAUCAACGUGGAUACACACGCCAGCCACUUGAGUCAUAGUGCUGCGGGAGCCGCUGCUGCUGCCGCCGCGAAUGGAGGUGUGGCGGCGGUGGCUGGCGACAAAGCUGGCACUGCUGAUCAUAGGAAAUGGCAAGAAGAAGGGUUUAAUGGACAAUGA